AUGGUGCGCAUCAAGGAGCGGUACCUCCUGGUCAACAUUCUCUACCCCACAGAGCUCGGCUCCAAGCGAGGAGUUCCGGACCUGGUCCUGCUCAACUCGCCCACCACCGACCAGCUUACCCCAGGAGCCCUCAUUCGUGCUCUCCGCGCAGAGAUAGCCAUCAACUUUGGCGACUAUGGCUCCGGUGCGAUUGAGGGAGGCAGUCUUUCGAUCAAGUAUCUGUCUCCUUCGACGUCGACUUUCAUCCUCAAGAUCAACCGACCGUACUAUCGGCUAGUUUGGACCGCCCUCACUAUGAUGAAUGCGGUGCCCGUGCGUGACGGCAAGCCGUGUGUUUUCCGCGUGACCCAUGUCAGCGGUACAAUCCGGCGUGCCGAGGAAGAGGCCAUCCGCAGGGCUCGGGCGCUAUGCAUCGCCGUACAGGAAGGACACGAUCGCAAACUGCAGGACCCCCUUGGCAACAUUUUCGGCCAGGCUGGGCGACCUAUGCGCCGUGCCAAGCAGGUUGUGAGCGCCGAAACUUCUGUUUACGACACCAGCGAUGUCGACAUGGGCGAAGCCAGCGAAGGCUGA
This is a messenger RNA of Microdochium trichocladiopsis, 573 nucleotides long. RefSeq names its product Rpp14 family protein. The transcript is spliced from 2 exons. The record is from RefSeq and is a predicted model, not a curated record. Gene Ontology annotation, cellular component: ribonuclease P complex. Gene Ontology annotation, biological process: tRNA 5'-leader removal. NCBI's taxonomy places the organism in Eukaryota, Fungi, Ascomycota, Sordariomycetes, Xylariales, Microdochiaceae. Bases 1 to 573 code for a protein of 190 amino acids.